AUGGCGGCGGCGGCAGAGGUGGCGCGGGCGGGAGCCGGCUCCGAGUCUCCGGCCCCGCCGGUGUGCGUGCUGGUGCUGGGCAUGGCGGGCUCUGGGAAAACCACCCUGGUGCAGAGGCUCACGGCCCAUUUGCACAGCCAGAAUUCCCCGCCCUACGUCAUCAACCUGGACCCUGCUGUGCACGAGCUUCCCUUUCCCGCCAACAUCGAUAUCAGAGACACAGUGAAGUACAAAGAAGUCAUGAAACAAUAUGGUCUGGGCCCAAAUGGUGGAAUAGUGACUUCUCUCAAUCUCUUUGCCACAAGAUUUGAUCAGGUGAUGAAGUUUAUUGAAAAGCGACAGAACACAUCUCAAUAUGUUCUUAUUGAUACACCAGGACAGAUUGAGGUGUUCACCUGGUCAGCCUCAGGCACUAUCAUCACUGAGGCACUGGCUUCCACUUUUCCUUCAGUUGUCGUUUAUGUGAUGGACACAUCUCGCAGCACCAGCCCUAUCACCUUUAUGUCUAACAUGUUGUAUGCUUGCAGUAUCCUGUACAAAACAAAACUACCUUUUAUUUUGGCCAUGAACAAGACAGAUAUAAUUGAUCACAGUUUUGCAGUAGAAUGGAUGCAGGAUUUUGAGAUCUUUCAAGAUGCCUUGAAUCAAGAGACAACAUAUGUUAGUAACCUGACUCGUUCCAUGAGCCUGGUGUUGGAUGAGUUUUACAGCUCACUCAAGGUGGUUGGUGUUUCUGCUGUGCUGGGUACAGGACUGGAUGAAUUUUUUGUGAAAGUCUCUGAAGCUGUAGAUGAAUAUGAGAGGGAGUAUCGUCCAGAAUAUGAGCGUCUGAGAAAAUCAUUGGCAAAAGCCCAGAGCAAGCAGCAGAAAGAGCAGCUGGAACGUUUGCAGAAAGACAUGGGCUCUGUGGCUAUGGAGAGCAACUUACUUGCAGAUUCUUCUGACACUUCUGCAUUGGGCCCCUCUGACUUGAUCAUGACACGAGGAACUUUGGAUGAGGAAGAUGAAGAGAGAGAGAGUGAUACUGAUGAUAUUGACCAUCAAGGGUUUGUUCAUGUUCCAAUUCCAACCCGAAAAAUCCUUCCAUUACAAAGGGCUAAAGCUCAGCCAGUAUUAUCAAGGCGCCCACAAAGAGAGAACAUGAACCAGCUCAUCUAUGGGAAGGAAAAUGAGAUGGUUUAUGUCUUCAUCCGCAUUAACAGUGCAGGGACAGUCCUGCCCUGCUCCUCUGAACAGCUGGGGACAAAGACGUGGAUGGAUCAAGUUUACAAAUGGACCAAGGACACUGGGCAGGAAAUUCAAGAUUCCAAAUAUUGCUCCAUACUGGAGAAUGGAUCCCUAGCCUUCAAGGACUUUGGCUCAGCGCAGUCUGGAAUCUACAAAUGCAGUGUCUCCUAUUCCAAAGAGGGCAAGCGCUACACAAAGAACUUCCAUUUCUUUGUCAGGGCUUAUCACAGGCCAGAGAGGAGUGUGGAGAUCCGGUUUGCAUUUUACUCUCCUCUCUGCAGCUCAGCAACCAACAGCAUCUACAUCCACAGCUUUCUGGAGCAUCUGAAUGGGCUAGUGAGGAAUCUCAGCUGUGAGGUCUUUGAAAAAUACACUAAGUGCAUCUGGCCCUCGCAAGAAAGGAACCACUCUGAAGUAUGGAUGACUGUGCUGAUGUUUCCUUAUGGAGUCAUGUGGGAAAUUCAUUGCCCACCAGAAAGUACGAGCAAAAACUGUGAACAAGACAUCGAGGAUCGCUCUAAAGAGGCCUAUGAGAGAAUUCAUCGCUCCAUCGAGGUGCUGAAUGAGUUUCAGAUCCGUGAGGGGAAUCUGCCUCCUUUGCACUACAAAGCUGGGUCACUUCUGGCCUAUAAGGUGGAUCAUUGGCUGUACAGCUCACUGAAUACAGUCACAUGUGCCACUUGCCCCCUGGGUUCUUACAAUGAGCAUUAUGGGAAGACAGAGUGUGAGACCUGCACAAGGAGCUUGGUGACCUAUCACAAAGGAGCUACAUCCAGUGAAGACUGUGUCCCUGCCAUCUCGCGUCUGGUGCUGCUGCUCUGUGUAUUCACCUUUGGAGUCACACCAUCCAUCCUCUUUGUUUCAGUGUACAUUGUCAUGCGAUUGUUUUUUCCUCGGACAAAGUUGGGCAAAGCCCUGCUCCACAAGGAGCUGGAGUUCCUGCACAAAGUGACUCUGUGUGACGGGAAUACAUCUAAGAAGCCAGGCGAAGAAUCCAAGAGACCAAGGAAGUGGGAAAAUUCGUCCCAGCCUUUCCAAGCUGCCCCAAAUGCUGUGGGGCCAUUUCCUGGGCCAGAAGCUCCACCACCAGAGAUUUAAGCCUCACUCUGGUCCUAGGCACAGUUGUGUGUCUUUGCAGGAAAUUGAAACAAAAUUUUCAAAAGUGUAGAGAAAUUUCAGUCCAAAUAAAUCUAAAGAAAAUCAUUA
Malaclemys terrapin pileata is the source of this 2433-nucleotide messenger RNA. It is a transcript of the gene GPN1, whose product is annotated as GPN-loop GTPase 1. The transcript has 22 exons. NCBI's taxonomy places the organism in Eukaryota, Metazoa, Chordata, Testudines, Emydidae. Gene Ontology annotation, molecular function: ATP hydrolysis activity; GTPase activity. The coding region runs from base 1 to 2325 and encodes 774 amino acids. The record is from RefSeq and is a predicted model, not a curated record.